This is a messenger RNA of Lachancea nothofagi CBS 11611, 1356 nucleotides long. Lineage: Eukaryota; Fungi; Ascomycota; Saccharomycetes; Saccharomycetales; Saccharomycetaceae. The record is from the annotation of a GenBank genome assembly.
AUGUCGUACCUAAAUAAUCCGGCCAUCGUCAUGGACAAUGGUACCGGUUUGACAAAGUUGGGAUUUGCUGGAAAUGAUUCGCCGUCGUGGGUUUUUCCCACAGCUAUAGCCACCGCGCAACGUUCUGCAACCAAAAGUGGUGGCAGCGGCGCUAGUUCUAGUACAAUGCAGAAUCAAAGCGCUCCAUACUUCGGAAACUCAACUUCUGCGACGUCUUUCAACAGCUUGGCUUCUGCAGCUCUCAUGUCAAACAAUCUAGCAGGCAAACGCGGCACUGAGGAUCUAGAUUUUUAUAUUGGUAAUGAGGCGCUUUCAGCAGCCCAAGGGCCAUCAUACUCACUCAGCUACCCGAUUCGACAUGGCCAAGUCGAGAAUUGGGACCAUAUGGAAAGAUUCUGGGAAAACUCUAUUUUCAAGUAUUUGAGAACCGAGCCUGAAGACCACUUUUUUCUGCUCACUGAACCGCCUUUAAACCCUCCAGAGAAUAGAGAGCAGGUCGCUGAGAUCUUUUUCGAGAGCUUCAAUUGCGCCGGUCUCUAUAUCGCUGUACAAGCCGUCCUGGCUUUGGCUGCCUCUUGGACUUCCUCAAAAGUUGUCGAUAGGUCUCUUACGGGUACUGUUAUAGACUCAGGGGAUGGUGUCACGCAUGUUAUUCCAGUCGCUGAAGGUUACGUUAUCGGGUCUGCCAUUAAAAAUAUUCCCAUUGCAGGCAGGGAUAUUACACUUUUCAUUCAAUCGCUGCUCAGGGAACGUGGUGAGGAAGAUACCACCCUGAGGACUGCAGAACGUAUCAAACAAGAAUACUGCUAUGUUUGUUCUGAUAUUGUUAAGGAAUUUAACAAGUUUGAUAGAGAUUCUGAAAAGUUUGCACAAUUCAUCGUGGAAAAUACAGAAAAGACGAAACGUAAGGUAAUAGACGUGGGUUACGAAAGAUUCUUGGCCCCUGAAAUUUUUUUCAAUCCAGAAAUAGCAUCCUCGGAUUUUUUGACUCCAUUACCCACUGUAGUUGACCAAACCAUUCAGGCCUGUCCAAUAGAUGUUCGUAAAGGACUUUACAACAACAUUGUACUAUCUGGCGGCUCUACGAUGUUCAAAGAUUUUGGACGUCGUCUACAGAGAGACUUAAAAGGUCUGGUCAACAACAGAAUUGCAUUGAGUGAAAGCCUCAGCGGAACAAGGUCCACAGGCGUUGACGUACAAGUGAUUUCUCACAGGAGACAAAGGAACGCAGUGUGGUUCGGUGGCUCUUUGUUGGCACAGACAGCUGAAUUUAAAGGUUAUUGUCAUACCAAAAAAGACUACGAGGAAAUUGGGCCUGAAAUUGUUAGAAAUUUUAGCUUAUUCAACAUGGUCUAA